AUGGACGUCUCUGUACCAGCUCUCGACAACAGAUGUACUCCUAGUUUUGAGCCUCGUGGCCUCUACUAUCUUGAAAAGUGUCUCACUCGCCUUCCGACCGCCGACCUCGAUAUCGCAACGGCACGACUUACGGACUUGUAG
This is a messenger RNA of Coprinopsis cinerea okayama7#130, 141 nucleotides long. RefSeq lists its product as hypothetical. Bases 1 to 141 code for a protein of 46 amino acids. The record is from RefSeq and is a predicted model, not a curated record. Lineage: Eukaryota; Fungi; Basidiomycota; Agaricomycetes; Agaricales; Psathyrellaceae. The transcript has 4 exons.